ACUAACAACAACAUACGAACGUUUACGAUAGCUACGAGUACAGUGCUUGAAGCCGCGAACACGACCACGACCGCGACCCAGACUUUGCUUAGCUCAGCAGUUUACACGCUUGAAUUGCCGCCGGUGCGGUAAGAAAUUAAGUUGCAGCAGCUCCAAGGUUAAUCACUGCACCCACAAGACCCAACUAGAUUGCCUCAGAUGUCGUUCUUUCGCAACAUACGCUCUUCAUUGGCAUCUUCACGAGCCAAGAGCUCCUCACGCGACUCAACGCCCGUGCGCAGUUCACACUCACGACCGGCCAGCGUAAUUAGUGCCGCCAAUUCCUCCCGUCGCGAUUCAACGACCAGUUCGAGAGCCGACUCUACGUUGCAUAGAGGAGACACCUUCAUAUUGAACACGUCCGAUGAGCAGCAUUCGAAUAACUCCACACUGGAGAAGAAAUCAAAAAAGUCCAAGGUGUUUAGCAAAUUCAGUACUUUUACGAAGCGCAAAAAGACGCCCUCACCGGAGGAGGUCGCUAGCUACGAACAUCAUCCCAGCGAUACAGCCACCAAUACGUAUUAUAAAUGGAAGAGCGAUGGCGAUCGCAUGCUCGACUAUGAUGCGCAAGCAGAUCCCUUCAAUUUCCUCUAUGAGCAACAAUCCAGUCUCAAGGCCCUGCACUCAACUGAGCCGUCUCUGCGACGCGGCUCCAGCGUGGGCUCCAAUUCGAGUGGAAGUGCUAGUGCCAGCUUUGACUCCUCCACAUAUCGCAAAAGUAAAACGCCCACACAUCUGCGCGAGCAGCUCGAACAGUUGAAGACCCAUUCGAAUGAUGAUCUGCUCGAGCAGAACGAUGAGGAGGACGAGCGCGAGAAGUACAAAACCGUAACGCUGAGCAGUUUUCGAAAAUCCUUCCGCGAUCGCUUGCUGCAGCAACAGAAAGAGACGCCUCACAAUCCCGCCUGGUUCGUUCAAGUAGAGCAACCAACGGCAGGAAAAGAAUCAAAAUCCGAUCGACGUGGGGAGUCCAAGGAGAAUCGUCCAGACUUUCUUGUCUUUGAGAAUGAAAACUAUAGACCGCAAUCGCGUUCGCCGCUACGCGAUCGUCCCUCCCGCUCCAUGACUCGUUCGCCCGUCAAACGCAAUGAAACUUUCAGAGUGACAGCACCCAGCUCGCUACGCCGCCCCUCACCCUCGCCCACACCCAUGCACGGAGCCGCGCCCUCCAUACGCAUCGAAAUAAAGAACUCCAUAGCGCCACAUCAGCCGGGCCGAUUGGUGCCCGUAGGCGUAGCCAAACCCAUGCCCACCACAGAGUACUAUGCGCAACGUUUGCUGGCCAACAAUCAGGCCCGACAUUCCCAACCCUCCUCGGCGAGUCCCACAACCAAGUGGUAUCGCACCCAACACCCACACUCGCCCACACGACUUGGCACUGGAGGAAGUUUUCAGCAGCAGGCUCCAGGCCGCUAUCAGACGCUUGUCCAAAUUGGCAAUGAGCAGAGCAAGACACCCGUCGUGUUGCCCAGUCGAGGUCGUGCGCCUACCCGCGUUCAGCUGUUCGGCAGCAAGCCGCCCAGCGGCGCCACCUACUUCGGCGAUCAUCUACCACACCAGCAUCCUGCCCAGCACCCAGCAGUGGCGCAGUACCAACGCCCCCAAUAUAAUGCACCUGCUGGUCGAACGCUCAAUAUUGUGAAGCCGGCUUCGUCAAAUUCACGCGCAUCCUCUGGGGGCGGACCCACCAUAUAUUUGGGGCGUCGCGAGCAACAAUCUACAAAAGUUCCACCGCGCCGUAAUCGUUCACCCAUCAAGAUUCCGUGGCGGUAGGCGGUAACCGAUCGACGACCGAUCGGUCGAUGAGGCAUGUGUUUACAAAUAUAGAAUUGCUUUUCUAUAUGGCUAUAACUUGAGUACAUAACGACGGCAGAGAAAAGGUAUAAAUAUGAAUGCACUCAGAGAAAAAUGUGAUCCUAUUAGAAGUCAUGGAAAAUAAAGCUACACUAGACUGAAAGCGAUUAUUUCAUAGCAACAGUAUUGCAAAUUGUGUAACCAAAGUGUUGUAAAAUGUCAGACGGGAAGUAGCUGCUAAGAACUAACUAACAAUAAUAAUUUACUUAACUAAGAAUGUUGCUAAUACUAUUUAACUCUGUAUUUAAAUUAUUAAAAAAUUUUUUCGUAAAAAAAGCUCAAGCACCAAAAACUCUCCAGUUUUGUGUAAUUUUGACUUAUUUCUUGGAUGAAAAGAUCGUAUUUAAUAGUUAGUUCCGUACUUAAAAUUUUUUGUGUCUAUUAAUUUAUAUUUUUUAUUUAAAAAGUACACAUACAGGUAUAUACUUUUAAAGAAAUAAAUUGAGCUUUUUCUGUUAUUUUAAUAGCAAAGCAAAAACCAUUUGGGCUGUACAACUUUUUCAUUCCGAAACUAAUUUCUAAAAUAAAAAGACAAACUACUUCUGCCAUUUUUUGCUUUUGCCAUUUGCCACUGAAAUGAUGCCCUGCUUUUUAAGCUGAAAACUAACUGUUUUAAAAAAUAUAAUAAUUUAUUUCUAUUUAUAAUAGUUCAUUUCAUGUUGUCAACAUUAUUUCUCUGAGUGCAACGCCAACGACAGUGCGGCUUUUUGUGUGACUCUUGCGUCAUGCCAAGUUCUAGAUUCUAAGCGAAGGCGGUGGCGGUGGCGAUGGCGGCGCUGGUGGCUGCCAUCGACGUCUGCUGACAGUGCCCGUGUAGUGAAUAAUAUUUAUUUUAUUUUGCGAUUCGACUCAAAUUGUACAAACAAAAGAUUAAUACAAUCUAUAUCCGUGCCCCCCUCCCUACUCCUGGGCUCUGCCUUGCGGGUUGCUGUACAUAAUUAUUAAAUUAAGCAAAUAAAUGAAAUUAAUUAUGAAAAAACAAUACAAAAAAAAAGAAACAACUAAAAACACAGA
Molecule: messenger RNA, 2907 nt
Organism: Scaptodrosophila lebanonensis
Lineage: Eukaryota; Metazoa; Arthropoda; Insecta; Diptera; Drosophilidae
Exons: 1
Coding region: 199-1812 (537 amino acids)
Source: RefSeq, a predicted model, not a curated record